CUUUAUCAGAUGAUAAAAUUCAUUUCUUCUUCAGAACACAGACCGUCACAUUGAUACCCUCUCUACCUGCCCGACUGAGAUAAAGAAUGAUCCCCAAAACCACCCUGGGAUCCUUUCAGAAGUUUCUGGGGGUCCUUCUUCUGCUGCUCUGUUUUGUAGGAAUAUUUAUUGUGUACUACAAUCCGACUGUGAGCUGGUUAACAUGCAGCAAGGUUGCAGCAGUGCCGGUUCAUGAAGUUUGUACAGAUGCAUGCCUCAACGUCCUCCAGACUGAAGACCUCGAGAGGCUGAACCUCACCAGUGCCCUGAACUGCACUUCAGAGAGGAAUCAAUUAUCACCAAAAGAGGCAGCAGUUGUGCAAGAAAACACCUCCAGCAGGAACGCCUCCAGUCCCAACACCAUCGUUUUGGUCUGGCCGUGGCCUUUUGGGUACAGUUUCGAUUCUGAGUCCUGUGGUCCAACGUACGGAAUCACAGGUUGUCAUUUAACAGAUGACAGAAGCGUCUAUGGCCGAGCCCAUGCGGUCAUGUUCCAUCACAGGGACAUUUCCGGUGAUGUGUCAAGCCUUCUGGCAAUGGAACGACCUCCGCUGCAGAGAUGGGUUUGGAUGAACAUGGAGUCUCCAGACUUUUCGGCAAGCGUUCCCAGUAUGGAUAACCUGUUUAAUUUGACUGCCAGUUACCGCAGAGACUCAGACAUCUGGGUUCCCUAUGGACAAUUGGUAGGAAUUUCUGAAGAGGACGAACCCUUCCGAAUCCCAACUAAAGACAAGCUGGUCUGCUGGAUCGUCAGCCACUGGAAAAGUGAGUUCAAGCGAGUGCAGUACUUUGAGGAGCUAAGACAGCACAUGGAAGUAAAUGCGUAUGGUCAUUCCUUUGGGAAACACAUGAGUGACCAGGAUUUUCAGGCAGUGAUACCCAGCUGCAAGUUCUACCUGUCAUUUGAGAACUCUGUUUAUAAAGACUACAUCACUGAGAAGCUCUUUAACCCGAUGAUAAUGGGCUCGGUUCCUGUGGUUCUCGGACCUUCCAGGGAGAACUACGAGGAGUUCAUACCAGCAGAUUCCUUUAUCCAUGUGGACGACUUUAAAACACCUAAAGAACUUGCAGAACAUCUCAAACUUCUAGACCAGAACCAGGAGAUGUAUGAACAGUACUUUGCUUGGAGAAAGCACUUUGUUGCGAGGCGUUCUGAUUUCGGUUUAGAACACGCCUGUCGUAUCUGUGAUCAUAUAAAACGAAACAAAGGUUACAGAGUUUUUAAAAAUCUUAAUAAGUGGUACUGGGGCUAAAUAGCUUGGCAUAACCUUCGGAAUCAAUAAAGUAUCUAUCUAUACUGUA
Messenger RNA from Astyanax mexicanus (Mexican tetra), 1341 nucleotides. Its product is annotated as 4-galactosyl-N-acetylglucosaminide 3-alpha-L-fucosyltransferase 9-like. The transcript is spliced from 2 exons. NCBI's taxonomy places the organism in Eukaryota, Metazoa, Chordata, Actinopteri, Characiformes, Acestrorhamphidae. The record is from RefSeq and is a predicted model, not a curated record. The coding region runs from base 87 to 1292 and encodes 401 amino acids. Gene Ontology annotation, cellular component: membrane. Gene Ontology annotation, molecular function: alpha-(1->3)-fucosyltransferase activity.